Molecule: messenger RNA, 1088 nt
Organism: Owenia fusiformis
Lineage: Eukaryota; Metazoa; Annelida; Polychaeta; Sabellida; Oweniidae
Source: the annotation of a GenBank genome assembly
UGUACUGUAUUCACCUCCAAUCAUGGCCGCCGUAGGGAAACAAGUAAAGCAGUUAAUGGAGAAAACUGGCAAUUUCUUCAAGAUUUACAAACAACAUGGAGGUGUCAUAGGAAACUUUUUGCAGAUCUAUAGAACUGAUGAACUGAAACUAGGAAAUGAAGUAGGUCAAGACAAAUAUGGCAAUAAGUAUUAUGAAAACAACAUGUAUUUCUAUGGUCGUAACCGCUGGGUUCAGUACAGUCCAGGAGUGAAUAUGGAUUACGAUGGAAGUCAAAUCCCUGCUGAAUGGCAUCGCUGGAUGCACUAUAUCACUGACAAGCCUCCUACAGAAGCGCCACCUGUUGACAGAAAAUGGAUCAUUGAUCACACAGAAAAUCUUUCGGCUUCGGACAAGGCUUAUGUACCAUUUAGUACCACUAAGCCAAAAAUAGAAAGUUGGGUACCACCCCAAGUUGCAAAGAAAUAAAAGGAGUGUCCCUUAGGAAAUUUUAGAAAUAUGAUGUAUAACUUUAGGAUUUUAUUUAUUUCGAGAUUUAUAGGAGGAAUUUAAACUGCAUAUAUUCUCUGUGUUGCCAAAGGAUUUGGAUUGAUAAGAACAACGGUCAUUGAAUUUUAAUAUGCUGUACAUCGGACAAAAUAUGGACCUUGGGAAAACGAUAACUACAUGUAUCCACUUUUCGGAGAAUAUUUGCAAAACUUGGAUUAAUUGGAGAUAACCUGACAAGCUUGUUACAUGCAUGAAUGCUGAAUAUGUAAUGUAACAUCUCAAAAUAUUUUUAAUACAGGGUGGGCCAAAAAUGGGACACUCAAAUACAUAUGUUACACAUGGUUCAUCCAUUUGGUCCUUAAUGAUCAGUGUCCCAUUUUAUGACCCACCCUCAUGGGAUUUAGUUUCAUAUUUAAAUGUUGUUAUCAUGCCAUUGUGUAGCCUAGCAUAGAUUCUUUAGAUUGAAUUGUGUUAUAUUUACUGUUUUAUAUUAGCAAUAUUUGCCAUAGCACCAAGUGAACUCAUGUGCUCCUGGAGCUGAGAAUAAGACAAUAUUAGUUUUCUCUUCAACAAAAUGCAACAAAAUAUAUUUCAAGAGUUU